Messenger RNA from Spinacia oleracea (spinach), 2907 nucleotides. RefSeq lists its product as uncharacterized. Gene Ontology annotation, cellular component: plasma membrane. The record is from RefSeq and is a predicted model, not a curated record. Bases 328 to 2469 code for a protein of 713 amino acids. The transcript is spliced from 23 exons. NCBI's taxonomy places the organism in Eukaryota, Viridiplantae, Streptophyta, Magnoliopsida, Caryophyllales, Amaranthaceae.
UUGCAAAUGUAAUUUCUCAAUAGAAAGACUUGCUGAGAGAAAAAUAAAGAUCACUGGAGCUGGAAAAAUACGCUGUUAGCCGGAGACCAAAGAGAGAAGAAGAGAGAGAAAACCAAAAAAAGUGAGCGGAUUUCAUCAGUCAUACACUUUCUUUAUUGAAAUCAUCGAUCCAAUCCCUAAUUCUAUUGAACAAAUGAUUGAUCAUAUUCAUAAAAGUAGAAAUUUCAUCUAAUUUCUUUUGAACUUUUACCAUUUUUGGUGUGUUGGUGCUGGAUUUUUGGAGGAAUUUGGAAACCCUAGAUUCCUGAAGAAUUACUUCAAUUGAAGAUGGCAAAUGGGGAAUUGCCUGAGAAAUUUGGUGGAUUGAGUAUUGAUAAUGCUAAAGAUAAUAGUCUAUUUCAAGUUAUGAAAGCUGUUGAAGCUGCCGAAACUACCAUUCGUCAUCAGGUUGAAGAGAACAAUAAUUUAAGGGCAGAGCUUUUGAAGAAAGAGCAGGAACUUGAUAAUCUUAAACUUGAUAAGCCAACAGCUCAGAGGUAUUACUCAGUUGGUCCAUCUGAUGGACACAUACAGGGCACAAACAGGGUCGAUCAAACAACUCAAGUAUUUGCUACAUCAGGUGGUCAGGCUGCAGAAAAUGCGAACUUUGCCCAUUCUGCAUCACCCACAUUACACUCUCCGGGCAGGUAUCUCAUGUUCUCAAAGAAUGGCGAAUAUGAUUCCAAGUUGUCCAACACUGUUCAAGUAGAUAGAUUGAUGACAGUUACUGAAUCAAAUAAUCAUAGCAACCUUUGGAAGGAGAUCAGGGAGCGCGAAGAAGAGAUCAUUCAGCUUCGGAAGCAUGUAAGUGACUAUUCCAUAAAGGAAGCCCAAAUACGAAAUGAAAAACAUAUUCUAGAGAAGCGCAUUGCUCAUAUGCGAAUGGCAUUCGAUCAACAACAACAAGAUCUAAUCGAUGCAGCCUCCAAAGCUCUUUCUUAUCGGCAAGAUAUAAUAGAAGAAAAUGUACGCCUAUCUUAUGCUUUACAGGAUGUGCAGCAAGAGAGGACAACUUUUGUGUCAUCUUUGUUGCCUCUUCUUGCAGAAUAUUCUUUUCAGCCGCAGGUUUCAGAUGCCCAGUCUAUUGUAAGUAGCGUCAAGGUCCUCUUUAAACAUCUGCAGGAGAAGUUAAUCAUCACUGAGGCAAAAUUAAAAGAGUCUCAAUAUCAACUGACACCAUGGCGCUCCGGUGGGACUAGUCCUAACUUCGUUGCCCAAUCCCCUGAACAUUCCAGUGGUGCCGCACUUACUUCAAGCAAAAAUGGGCUAGAACUUGUGCCUCGUCCGUCAUAUUCUCCUGCGAACUUGGCAAACUCUGAUGGUCAGAUUGCUGCAGAUUGGAAUUCUAGAGGGCAGCAUGCUGUUCAAGCUGGUACCAGUGCUGCUAUUGUACAAAAUGCAGAGUUAAACAAUAUGGGGAGGUAUUCACCUCUUGUAAGCAGGGAUUCAGAUGCGUAUGAUGCGCCAACACAAGUUGCUUUCAGCCGUGAGGAAUUGCAUGCUACACAUAAUAGGCAGGUCAAAUUUAAGGAUCCUGUCAGUAGUUCUGAGGUAUAUGGAGCUGCUGCAGAGGGACAAUAUCAGGACAAUGAAGAUGCUGGGACUUGGGGUUCAGGGACCCCUCCUUAUUCCAACACACUUGAGGAUCCUAGUCCUUCCUAUCCCUAUCUUCAACCAGUUCCUGAAGAACCUUCAUCUUCUUUCUCCGAGGGUGCGGAUGAUGACCCAUUACCAGGAAUAGAGGACCUUCAAAUAUCAGGUGAACCUUAUCCUGGGCGAGAAAUCCAGGCGUGUGGCUUUUCUACAAACGGAACAACCAGCUGCAACUUUGAGUGGGUGCGCCAUUUGGAAGAUGGAUCUGUGAAAUACAUAGAUGGGGCAAAACAACCGGUCUACCUCGUCACAGCUGAUGAUGUGGAGACGUAUCUGGCUAUUGAAGUCCAGCCUUUGGAUGACAGAAAGAGGAAGGGGGAGCUUGUAAAGGUUUUUGCUAAUGAGCACAGAAAAAUCACUUGCGAUCCUGCUAUGCAAAGUCACAUUGAACAGAACUGGCGGAAUGGUCAUGCCUCAUAUAAAGUAUCGGUGUCGACAGGUUAUCUUGACAUAUGGGAGCCAGCUACUUUGAUUAUUAAGCGUGAGAGUUAUAGUAUCAAGGGAAGUGGAUCUAGCAGUCUUGCUGUCAAUGAGAAGUUUUUACCAGGAACCACUGUAACCAUUACUCACGGGCACCUUCUCGAGUUUUCUAUAUUUAGUCCCAGUGAGGUUGUGCAUCUCAUGCGAGCUGAGAAUACCAUACAAGACAUUGCGAGUUUAAGAGAUACAAUAGUCCUCACCCUGAGAUUGUUCAUCAUGAAGUCAAAUUUGACCUCAGAAGAUGCAUAUUCAAUCAAUUAUCCAACAAAAACAGCGCCUCUGCAAUUUCAAGCGUAAGGCUGAAUAUAUUUGACACUCGGACCCUGCCAUAGGCUAUGCAGAAAGGGAAAGGAAAGAGGAGGAGGACGUUCUUUAGCAAGUGAUUGAUUUUUUGUAUUUGAGGUUCUCUCUCCUUUUUGGUGUAAAACAAAGAAAAUGGGUAAAAAAAAUAGAGUACUCUCUAUUCAAUUCAGGGUAGCAGGCUAUUGUGUAUGUGAGACAGUAGAGAACAUAGAAAGGUUGAGUAAUGUAAGUUAUAGGUUAUUUAGAAAUGUAUUCAAUCCAUUCUUCAAUUUUUGGUGCAUAUUUGCAUUGUGUUGUUGGUGAUCUAUCUCGAGGGGCUACUCAAAUCUAGUUGUAUUUAGGGGAAGCAAGUGUCAUGUAUGCUUUGCUUGCUCUCUCAAAAACAAAGAUAAUGCAUGUAUAUAUACAUUGGUUUUGUAGGGUGUUUUGUCA